GUGCUUUUUGAACAUAGUUUUGAUCGUUCAUAAUGGAGUUUGAACCUGAAAUAUCGCAUAAAUUAUUGUUUCUUGCACUUGAUGUGACGUUUUAGUUGUCCUUGAGGAUUUGUCGCGAUGUAUUUGAUUAGCUUGUUGUAGAGGUUAGAUUGUCAUGAUGGAGGGUGACAACAAACAGAUCCACGAGCUGAGAUUCAAUGCUGCUGUCAAAGUUAUCCAAAAUUUGCCUUCAAACGGUUCAUUUCAACCCUCCAAUGACAUGAUGCUGAAAUUUUAUAGCUACUACAAGCAAGCAACGCUAGGCCCCUGCAACAUUCCCCGUCCAGGAUUCUGGGACCCUGUUGGAAAAGCCAAAUGGGAUGCCUGGAAUUCUCUUGGUGAUAUGGCAAAAGAGGAGGCAAUGAAUGCCUAUGUGGAUGAUUUAAAACUGAUCCUGGAAAGUAUGCCUGUAACCAGUGAGGUGGAGGAGCUUCUGCAGGUUAUCGGGCCGUUCUAUGAGCUCGUGGAUGAGAGGAAGAUAACACAGGUGUCAGAUUUGAGCACAGGCUUUGGGAGCAUGCUCACCUCACCACCCAAAAGUGUCACAAAAAGCAUCAUCAGAACGAUGCAGAUGAACGGCGCUCUGGAUGCUUACCCUGUUAAAACGUCAGAGUCUCCACAAACUACAACCACAGAGCUGGAAGAGAAAACAGAAGAUAAUGAAGAGGAGGAAAAAGAUGAAGCAGUUGAAGAGGUGAUAAAAGCCCCACAAGUUAAGAAAAAGUCUUCAGCGGGUGGAGCUAAAGGAGCUCAAUCUAAUGGCAAUGCCCAGCAACACAAAGUCCUUGCUAAUGGAACACUCUGCUCCAAGUCUAACCUGAACAGACACGAGUCAGAGGAAGAAUCUGAAAGCAUUAACCACAAUGGAGAUAUCAUAGAAGUCAAUGGACAUGCCAAAGAUAUGACAGAAGAUGUUUCGAGUUCCCACCAUGUGGCCAGUGAUUCAGACAGUGAGGUGUACUGUGAUUCUGUGGACCAGUUUGGUGCAGAAGAGGGCUCUGAUAUCCAUCUAAACCGCUCGCAAGAUGCGGCUGAGGAGAGCCAUAGUACGUUGUCCUCCACAGAAGAGGUCGAAUCAAAGGAGAGACAGUCAGAAGAGGUUCAGGAAAGAGAGGAAGGUGUACAACACGGUGGAGAAGAUGGACAAAGGAGUGGAGGAGGUUCACAGAGACAGGGACUUCCUGCUAACAGAAGUGACAGUUCUGUGGUCAGGAGGGGAAGAGGGUCCAGGUCACCUGCCUUUGGCUCUGGGUCAGCUGGACCGCAGCAGGGCAGUGGGGGAGAUGGGGAACGCUGGGGAACAGAUGCACCUGGAAUGGAAAAUCUCAAUGAACAGAUUAUCUGUGCUCUGGCCAGACUGCAGGACGACAUGCAGAGCGUGUUAGAAAGGCUACACACACUUGAAGCAUUGACAGCCUCUCAGGCUCGAUCCUUAGCUCUGUCAUCAGACUUCCUGUCACCACCUGCAAAUAAAACUAAGAAGAAGUCAUCUUGGUGGCCAUUUGAUGUUUCUCCUGGAACUGUGGCCUUUGCUGUUAUCUGGCCGUUUGUGGCGCAGUGGCUCAUCCGGAUGUAUCUGCAGCGUAGAAGAAAAAAGUUCAAUUGAUAGGAAUCGAUUGCAUGCUGGAAACCUUUGAAGACUGGCAAGAAAAGAGCCAUCUUUCCACUUAAGAGGAGGACGUUUCCCGGCUCUCCAGUGAUCUCUAUAACUCCUGCUUUUGCACUAUAAUGACGGCUAUAAGAAUUAGCAAAAGGAAAGACGGAUUGAAUGUACGCCAUUACAGUUUUUUUUAUGGAACGUAAUUAGCUAGAUACCGAUAGUCAUAAAACCAUGAUUUGGGUAAUUAGCUUUAGGAUCAUAGUCUUCAUAGAAAAAUAGACUUUUCAUGUCCAUGUAUACAAUAUUCACGCAAACAUAGCUGCUAAGUGUCAUGAUGAAUACUGUAGUAAAGUGUAGUACACACUCAUAAUUAUAGCACAGUUCAUUUAUGUUUAGAGUAUUUCUCUAAUUCUUGACCGAUUCUUUAAAAAAGGCUGAUGAAUUGGUUGGGCUUUGAAUCAUAAUGGUUAGAUUCAGGACCCCCAAAUUUUUUUUUGAAGGUAUAAUGAAAGAGUAACAUUUUUAUUGUACGUGUUAAUAUCUAGAUUUGAUGUUUGCCCUAACUGGGCUAUGGUGCUAAUCAAAGCCAUAAUUAACAAUCUUGAUAAUGAAACUGACCCUAAGGGUCUAAAGGCGACAUAUAGAAUAACAUAAAUUUCAUUUACUCACGUUCACAUUAUGUAUGCUAGUAAAGAGCUGAUCUUCUCACAGUAAACCCCAAACAUAUUUGGAUACCUGCCACAUUUCAAAUACUGCAAAAUAUAAUUGCAGGAAAUAACAAAAUAUCAAAGCGAUAUUUAGACGCUUUCUGGUUAUCAAACGUAGUGUAAUACAUUUGUGGUUACUCUGCUAGGACACAUAUGUAAACUUGACUUAAUUUAACUUAGAAAAUUUAAUUUUUACCCUACCAUGGGACAGCAUUAUUUAAUAGUGGCAGUUCAUUUGAUAUUUUGUUAUGUGAUCCAACUAAUUAUUUUAUUUUGUUCUGUUUUCAUGUUGAAAUACUUUACUAAAGACCACUGUCAUUUGUUGAAAUCUGUUGAUAGAGAUGAACACAAUCAUAUUUCCUCAAAAUGGUUCAGUUAGUUGAAGGGUAUCACAAAAACUUUUAUACAUUUUAAGAAUAGGGUUGAGUUGUGAAGCACUGAAUUGAGAAGUCUGAAUGUGACGAUGGGUAUAAAUUAUUGAUAAUGGUUUACCAUAUUAAAUACUAAAAUAUUGAUCAUGUUGAGAGCAUGUUCUAUAAGAUUAAAAUCUUGUAAAUCAUUCACAUAGACUUUUUGUUGGUUUAACUGAGAAAGUAACAUUGUUUGUUUUGUUGUAAAUUGGUUUAUAUUGUUAAUUCAUUCAAUAACUGUAUAUUAGAAAUGUGAAAUAUAUAAAUGUAUAAAAUAUAUAACCAUGUUAUAUAUUUUAAUUGUACUAUACUGUAAUGUAGCAUUUGCAAAUAUAUUUAAAUAAUUUCUGUAUACUACCUUUUAGGUCAACUAUGGUAGCGAAUAUAUGAUUGAAAUGCCUUUGUUUUAACUGUGCACACUAUCUUUCUAAUAAAAUAUAAUUGAAGCUUUUGCUUAAAGUUUGGCAGAA
Messenger RNA from Paramisgurnus dabryanus, 3226 nucleotides. RefSeq names its product acyl-CoA binding domain containing 5a (gene acbd5a). Gene Ontology annotation, biological process: pexophagy; fatty acid metabolic process. Lineage: Eukaryota; Metazoa; Chordata; Actinopteri; Cypriniformes; Cobitidae. Gene Ontology annotation, cellular component: cytoplasm; peroxisome. Gene Ontology annotation, molecular function: fatty-acyl-CoA binding. The record is from RefSeq and is a predicted model, not a curated record.